AAUCAGACUCGGGUCGGAUAGAGCCAAAUGGGAAUCCGGUCCAUUUAAUAAACGAACCUUGGACUUGAUCCCAAUCCGAUUGGUCCGAGUUCGAGUCCGAUCCGGCUUACUUAUUUAGACUCUGAAUUCGGUUUGUAUAAUCGGACAUCUGAAACCCUCUUUUUUUUUUUUUUUUUUUUUUUUUUUUUUUUUUUUUUUUUGCUUUAAAAUAAAAUAUUAAUCCCACUAAAUUUUCUUAUAAUUAUUUAGAAUCCAACUAUCAUACUUAUAUAUGUUUAUAAUGAAGUUAAUUAAUUGUGUUUUGUCUAUAAUCAUAUGCGGAUUGAAGUGUAAUACUCCGAACAAACGGAAGGGAGUAAAUAAAGAUGCAUUAUGUUGGGGCUUUUCUAGAAGCUAUAGCCUAGACUAGUUCAGUUGUAUUCCUGAUGUAUAAAAAAUAAUUUGUGAUAUAGGUGGGAGGUUAUAAAAGGAAAGGAGAGAAUGAAAUGCAAAAGUCGGCAUUCUGGGCAACAAUAGUCAAUUAAGUCCUCACAACUUCGUACACAAGUUAGGAAAGUGUUUAGUGCCGUUAUAGAAGGAGAGGCGUCUGAGUUGGAAAUUGGAAACACAAACAGAAACAGAAAAUACCGAAAUUCCAGAAUAUAAAUUAAUGAAGUAAACAGAAACAGAAAGCAAACAGCAGCAGUAAUUAAAUUAAAAUAAAAAUGGAUGAGAAGCGGCGGAAGAGGAGACGGUGUUGGUUGGUGGCGUUGGGCGUCGUAAUCGGGUUGGUGUUGCUAUUUUCAAUCUUAGGAGCCACCGUGUUUAAGGCCAAGCGCCCAGUCACCACCGUCAAGUCCGUCUCCCUCCAUGACAUGGACGUUUCCUUUGACGCCCUCAGAAUGAAAGUCCACCUCAACGUUUCCCUUGAUGCUUCCAUUACUGUCAAGAAUCCUAAUAAAGUCGGCCUCAAGUUUUCAGAUAGCUCCGCCUUUGUAGAUUACAGGGGUCAGAUGGUUGGACAAGCUCCUAUUCCCGCAGGUCAGAUCUCGGCUGGGGAGACCCUGCCUAUGAACCUUACUCUUACUGUUAUGGCGGAUCGAUUACUGUCUAACUCUCAGCCUGUUAUUUCCGACCUGCUUGCCGGAACUCUGCCGCUUACCACGCGUACACGUAUCUCCGGCAAGGUCACGCUACUGUUUAUAAACAUUCAUGUUGUCUCUUCUGCCUCAUGUAAUCUCAAUAUCUCCGUCUCUACGCGAUCAAUUUCCGACUCCGAUUGCACCUACAACACUCGCUUGUCUUGAUUUUUUGGUAUCAUAGGUUGGGUGGUGGUUGGGAUUUUGAUAUUAGGUUUGUCUAUUGUUUUAAUUAGUGAGUAAUUAAUUAAUGGAUGAUUAGUUUUAUGAAUGGACCACUUUGUUUCCAAUUUCAAAACAAUAGCUGAACCACGUAUAUUUAUUCAUGUAUUCACUUCA
Chenopodium quinoa (quinoa) is the source of this 1457-nucleotide messenger RNA. RefSeq lists its product as uncharacterized. The record is from RefSeq and is a predicted model, not a curated record. Bases 705 to 1286 code for a protein of 193 amino acids. NCBI's taxonomy places the organism in Eukaryota, Viridiplantae, Streptophyta, Magnoliopsida, Caryophyllales, Amaranthaceae. The transcript has a single exon.